Messenger RNA from Neodiprion virginianus, 3250 nucleotides. RefSeq names its product soluble guanylate cyclase 89Da-like. Gene Ontology annotation, molecular function: heme binding; guanylate cyclase activity; serine-type endopeptidase activity. Gene Ontology annotation, biological process: nitric oxide-cGMP-mediated signaling; cGMP biosynthetic process; proteolysis. Gene Ontology annotation, cellular component: guanylate cyclase complex, soluble. NCBI's taxonomy places the organism in Eukaryota, Metazoa, Arthropoda, Insecta, Hymenoptera, Diprionidae. Bases 285 to 3005 code for a protein of 906 amino acids. The record is from RefSeq and is a predicted model, not a curated record. The transcript has 19 exons.
GCCGCGUGAACCUCCCUCCUCUCGGCGGUCCGAAUCGACGGCUCUGAACCGAUACCGGUACCAGUUGCCAGUCCAUUGACCAAGACUACUCGCAAAGUCUCGAUCACUUUUCUCGCGAUGUUACGCGUUCUGGCGGUGUCCGCAUCCUUCACGUCGGCCCGAUGAGAGCCUCCUUCUGUUCCGGGUGAUCGCCAGUCGAUCGUUCCACGUUGAUCGUGACGUUCUUCCGAAGGAUCGUGUAACCUCUUCCUGCUCGGACAGCGAAGCCUCGCAGGCGAUCAGACAUGUACGGAAUGCUUUUGGAGAGCGUUCAACACUUCGUUCAGUUGGAAUACGGCGAGGAUGUGUGGAACGAAAUUCUCGAAUCGGCGGGCAUCAAACACUCUGUUUUCAAUACUCGCCAGGUUUAUCCUGAUACCGUGAUGACGGAUCUGGCAGCAACUUUGGCCACAUGUACUGGACAGUCCAUCGACAGUGUGAUGAACUUCUUUGGCAGAUGUUUCGUCAGGUUUUUCAGCAAUCUCGGGUAUGACUGCACGAUAAAGGCGACAGGUAGAUACUUUUGCGACUUCCUACAGAGCGUGGAUAACAUACACAUGCAGAUGCGAUUUACCUACCCAAAGAUGAAGAGUCCCUCUAUGUACAUCACUCAGGAAGAUCCCGAGGGUGUUGUUCUCGUUUACAGAAGUACCAGACAAGGAUUCACCCACUAUUUCAUGGGUCAGUUGUUUCAGAUAGCGGAAGACAUCUAUAAAAUGAAGCUUGACAUAAAGGUCCUCGAGACCUCGACCACGGUACCAGGAUCUCGCAAUGUCCUCGUCAAAUUUCGCAUCGACUUCGACAAUCGAGAAUACAUAGCAUCUAGACAGAAAAAGAAAGUACCAAUGACCCGGCAGCUCCCAUCAGUUCCCUGCAUGGUACUUCUUCGUCUCUUCCCUUUCGGAGUUCUGCUGAACAAAGACAUGUGCAUAAUAGGCGCCGGGGAAAAACUUCUACAGGUUUGGGGUGGCAAUAGCAGUGCGCUCAACAAGCCAGUUACGGAACUCUUCAAGCUGAGGAGGCCAAAGGGCAUCGCUUUCAGUUGGGCAAACGUGAUUAAUCUCCGAUGGGUUUUGUUCGAGUUGGAACUGAUUCGAUCGGCUGAGAAUCAAUUCAAGGGCCCCGUCUCGACCACGUCGAGCGAAACACCGAGCACCAGCAGAGGUAUGGAUCGAAGAGGCAGUCAGGGAUCACGCAGCAUACUUCUCAAGGGACAAAUGAGAUACAUCGAAGAAAUCAAGGCCAUCAUUUUCCUCUGUAGUCCACUGAUCAACAGCUUGGACGAAUUACCUAACAUGGGAUUAUUCCUCAAUGACCUAAAUCCUCACGGAAUGAGCAGAGAAAUGGUUUUUAAUGGGUGGCAACACUGCGGAAGAUUAGAAAUGAUGUUCGAAAGAGCGGAGCAGAGAUCUGAGGAAUUGAAGCACAGUUACAUGCUCCUAGAUCGUUGGAAAAAUAAAAGUGACGAACUGCUCUAUUCCAUGAUACCUCAAACGGUUGCCGAUCGACUAAGAGCCGGUGAAUCUCCACUUAGCACCUGUGAGACUUUUGACUCGAUAACCGUUUUAUUCUGCGAACUCUGCGACUUUGAUUAUUCCACUAUUGAAGGAGCCAUGGAUAUCGUCUCCUCCAUGAACGCAGUCUUCUCCUGUUUUGACUCAUUGAUGGACAAUUUUAACGUAUACAAGGUAGAAACCGUGGGCCGCGUUUACAUGGCGGCAAGUGGGGCUCCAGACAAAACGGAACACCAUGCCAAACAUAUCGCAGAUGUUUCACUCCAGCUUAUAACCCACGUUCGUUCGCUGAAGCUUCCAUCCGGUCUCGAUAUUCAGAUUCGAAUAGGUAUUCAUUCGGGUCCAGCCGUCGGUGGAGUCGUAGGGAUCAAAGUACCGCGAUAUUGCUUCUUCGGAGACACGGUCAACACGGCGUCAAGAAUGCAGACAACUAGUCAGCCGGGAAAAGUGCAAAUUUCACCCGACACCAAGCAGCUUUUGCCACCGGGUCGUUACAGGACAGAAUCACGAGGCAGCGUAUGGGUGAAAGUGAGUUUUGAUUUCAUCUUGAAAAUUAAUCAAAUUAAUUUAGCUCACCGCGAGAUCUUAGAUUCGUGCUCGUCGAUAUCCGAGGAAUCUUUCAUCGAUUACAGUCCUCAUUCCGUCACUGUAUCAAAGGAUCGACCAAACAUCUGUACUACAUGUGUUUGCGGCGUCAGCAAUCGGAAGAUGCGGAUCGUCGGUGGCAAUAUAACCGAAGUCCACGAGUUUCCGUGGAUCGCUGGUUUUAGUACGCGCGGAAAGUUCUACUGCGCAGGCAGCCUCAUCACCAGAAAGCACAUUCUCACCGCAGCCCACUGUUUGGACGGAUUAAACAUGAGAGAGAUCCAAAUCGUUUUGGGGAAUCACAACCGAGUCUCCCACGAAAACACGGUGGUUCGUCGUAGAAUCAAAUCUGCACGCAUACACGAACACUUUGAUCCUUACUCCUUCAACAACGACAUCGCUGUCAUAGAAAUGGACAUCUCUGUGGAAUUUGACAGCGUAAUUCGUCCCGCUUGCCUUCCCCAAAACCAAGUCAGUGACUAUACCGGAACCAUGGCGGUGGCGGCUGGAUGGGGGCGUAUCGGCGAGCGCGAAUCUCUCAGCAACGUGCUCCGGAAGGUUGACCUUCCAAUUCUGUCCGACGAAGAAUGUCAGACGGCCGGUUAUGCCAAGAAGCAACUGACCGAGAACAUGUUCUGCGCCGGGUAUCUUAAAGGGCAGCGUGACGCUUGUCAGGGUGACAGUGGCGGGCCCCUUCACGUAACCGGAGCGCACGGUAACUUGGAAGUUAUAGGUAUCAUUUCGUGGGGAAGAGGAUGCGCCAGGCCGCAGUUCCCCGGGGUCUUUACAAAGUUGACGAAUUACCUUGAUUGGCUGCGCAAUCAUCUUGACGGUGAAUGCGUCUGUCCACCACCGCAAGUGCGAUAGAAGCCGUAGCUCAGCAGAGAUAAAGUUCCCCUUUAACCUCAUACCUUAUUUAUUAAGCCUAGAAGAUCGAGAAGGCAUAGUACUCUCGGUUCCCAAAUGUAUAUAACAAUAAGUAAUUCAAUCUAGUCUGUUGUAUAUAUAAGUAAGCCUCGACGAGGUUAUGUGAUGUUAGAUCCUUCAUGUUUAUAGGUAUAUAAUUAUUUAUUGAGUCAUAAUAAAGUAUCAUUGCUGUGGAUUAAUCGGAA